Apus apus (common swift) is the source of this 2195-nucleotide messenger RNA. It is a transcript of the gene DRD2, whose product is annotated as dopamine receptor D2. Bases 174 to 1514 code for a protein of 446 amino acids. Gene Ontology annotation, molecular function: dopamine neurotransmitter receptor activity, coupled via Gi/Go; G protein-coupled receptor activity. Gene Ontology annotation, biological process: adenylate cyclase-inhibiting dopamine receptor signaling pathway; adenylate cyclase-activating adrenergic receptor signaling pathway. Gene Ontology annotation, cellular component: presynaptic membrane; glutamatergic synapse. The record is from RefSeq and is a predicted model, not a curated record. The transcript has 8 exons. NCBI's taxonomy places the organism in Eukaryota, Metazoa, Chordata, Aves, Apodiformes, Apodidae.
AAAAACAAACAAAGAAAAAAAAAGAGUCUGCCUGAAAGCCUGGGAGAGCUUGAGAGAAGCCACGGGGGAGAGUUGUGGUGUUUUGGAUCUAUUGACACCAAGCACCUGGCACCUCUGCUCGAGAGACUCGCAUGGCUUGAAGGGUGGAGCUGGAACCUGGCACUUUCACCUCCAUGGAUCCCCUAAACCUCUCUUGGUACGACGGCGACACUGGUGACAGGAACUGGAGCAAACCCCUCAACGGGUCGGAUGGGGAGCAGAAGCCUCAGUACAACUACUACGCGAUGCUGCUCACCCUCCUCAUCUUCGUCAUUGUUUUUGGCAACGUGCUGGUGUGCAUGGCUGUGUCCAGGGAAAAAGCCCUUCAGACCACCACCAACUACCUGAUCGUCAGCCUGGCAGUGGCAGAUCUCCUGGUAGCAACGCUGGUCAUGCCUUGGGUGGUCUACCUGGAGGUGGUUGGUGAGUGGAGGUUCAGUCGAAUCCACUGUGAUAUCUUUAUGACCCUUGAUGUCAUGAUGUGCACGGCCAGUAUCCUCAACCUCUGUGCCAUCAGCAUUGACAGGUACACGGCGGUGGCGAUGCCCAUGCUGUACAACACCCGCUACAGCUCCAGGCGCAGGGUCACCCUGAUGAUCGCCGUGGUCUGGGUGCUCUCCUUCGCCAUCUCCUGCCCGCUCCUCUUCGGCCUCAACAACACAGAUGAGAAUGAGUGCAUCAUUGCCAACCCUGCCUUUGUUGUGUAUUCCUCUAUCGUCUCCUUCUACGUCCCCUUCAUUGUCACCCUGCUGGUGUAUGUGCAGAUCUACAUAGUGCUCCGGAGGCGCAGGAAGAGGGUCACCACCAAGCGCAGCAGCCACGGCCUGGACUCGGACACACAAGCCCCUCUGAAGGACAAAUGCACUCAUCCAGAAGACGUCAAGCUCUGCACAGUUAUUGUGAAGUCCAAUGGGAGCUUCCAAGUUAAUAAGCGCAAAGUGGAGGCAGAGAGUCACAUAGAAGACAUGGAAAUGGAGAUGGUGUCCAGUACCAGUCCCCUUGAGAAAACCACCAUUAAGCCGGCGGCACCAAGUAACCAUCAGUUGGUUGUGCCAGUUUCUUCUCAUCAGGGCACCAACUCAACCCUGCAAGCACCCUUGGACAGCCCUGGGAGAGUAGAGAAGAAUGGACACGCCAGAGAAACACCCCACACAGCCAAGGUCUUUGAGAUCCACUCUAUGCCCAACGGCAAGAUAAGGACCUUUCUCAAGGCUGUGAACAGGAGGAAACUGUCCCAACAGAAGGAGAAGAAAGCCACUCAGAUGCUGGCCAUUGUACUGGGUGUGUUCAUCAUCUGCUGGCUCCCGUUCUUCAUCACCCACAUCCUGAACAUGCACUGCGACUGCAACAUCCCCCCCGCCAUGUACAGUGCCUUCACCUGGCUGGGCUAUGUCAACAGUGCUGUCAACCCCAUCAUUUACACCACCUUCAACAUCGAAUUCCGCAAGGCUUUCAUGAAGAUCCUCCACUGCUAAGAAGUGAAACAGCAGCAGCUGGGUUUUUUUCCAGGCUGAGACAAGAGAAGCCGCCGCCACCGCCGCACACCCACGGGCAGCCCUGGGGAGGUCCCGAGCUCUUGCCUGGGGCAGGAGGCCUGCAGCGUUACAGCAGUGCCAUGCCCACGCAUCUCUUGGUGGGGAUGCAUGGUGGACCUUCACGUGGGAGGUUCUCUCAUCCCUCGAGGUGACCUUUGGACUCUGGGACACCGACCCCAAGGGCGCUUUUUUCAGAGCCACCCUCACACUGUGUUGGAAGCAGAAGCGAAGAUCAAGACGCGCUGGCUUGGUUCUUGCCUGUGGCCGUCUGACCUGGAGUGCAUUAAACACAGACAGCCCCAGGGCCACGUGAAGGCAGUGGCAGGUCACUGCCACGGCCAGCCUGCGUGUGACACCCUCCACACAACUCUCACCAAAGACAAGACCAUCUUUUCUGCUUUGCAACAGGAGCCAGACAGAGCCUGUGGAAACUCCAUGCAAUAGCUUUGCCUUCACCUCCAGCUGACUUACCCACUAUCAAACUGCUGAAGCCUUGAGAAAAAACAAACACACACCAAAAAAAAAAAAUCCACUUUAAGAGGUCCCCAAGUGGGCUAAGAAGGUUCUGCCACAGACAAAUCCAAUCCCUGCAACAACGUGGGCCUACAAGCAAUGGGCAGA